Molecule: messenger RNA, 2135 nt
Organism: Prunus mume (Japanese apricot)
Lineage: Eukaryota; Viridiplantae; Streptophyta; Magnoliopsida; Rosales; Rosaceae
Gene: DCP5
Product: decapping 5
Biological process (GO): P-body assembly; cytoplasmic stress granule assembly
Cellular component (GO): P-body
Molecular function (GO): mRNA binding
Source: RefSeq, a predicted model, not a curated record
GAUCUCCCUCUUUUCCACAAAACAGAGAACCGAUAAUCGCAAAGCCACCCCCAAAAGCAAAACCCUACUAUCUCCCUCCCUCUGUAAAUCUGCAUGCGUUAGGGUUUGAAAUCAGAGGCUAUGGCUACCGAGACUGCUACGAGAUCGAGCUCAGCGGCCGAUUCGUACAUAGGGAGCUUGAUAAGUUUGACUUCGAAGAGUGAGAUCAGAUACGAAGGCGUGCUUUACAACAUCAACACCGAAGAGUCCAGUAUUGGGCUCAGAAACGUACGAUCUUUUGGAACAGAAGGAAGGAAAAAAGAUGGACCACAAAUCCCUCCGGGUGACAAAGUUUAUGAGUAUAUACUAUUCCGCGGGAGUGACAUCAAGGAUUUACAGGUUAAGUCUUCUCCACCUGUUCAGCCUACCCUACCACCUAUAAACAAUGAUCCAGCUAUUAUUCAAUCUCACUACUCCCGCCCGUCUCCUUCAACAUCGAGCUUACCUGCUCCUGCUAGUGGAUCUUUGACGGAUAUUAAUCCUCAUACUGCACAGUUGGGACUCCCUGGUCCAAAUUUCCAAGGUAGUUUGCCUUUAUAUCAACCUGGAGGCAAUUUAGCGUCAUGGGGGGCUACGCCUCCUCCUCCAAGUGCAAAUGGUGGUGGGCUUGCAAUGCCAAUGUACUGGCAAGGAUACUAUGGCCCUCCAAAUGGGCUUCCUCAUUUACACCAGCAAUCGUUGCUUCGACCACCACCUGGGCUAUCAAUGCCUUCUUCAAUGCAGCAGCCACUGCAGUACCCCAAUUUUAAUGCCUCCUUACCUACUGGAACUUCAAACUUGCCUGAUGUUCCGUCACCUUUGCUUCCAGCUGCUAGUAUUAGUUCUACUUCUUUAUCUCAGUCAACGUUGCCAACAACUCUGCCUCCAGUGCCUUCUACAACACUAGCUUCUGAAACCUUGCCAAGCUCAAUGCCUAACAAGGCACCAAGUUCUGCCCCUUCUGUAGCCACCCUUAGUGUAAACUUGCCACCUAUUUCUUCUCUAACUACUACAAGCCCAGAUAUAAGUACUGUUGUACCACCAAUCUCUAACAAGCCUCAUGCAAUUUCUGGCCCAACCUUGCCUUAUCAAAACAUAUCUCAAGCUACUUCCUCUGUUGUCGGGACAUCCAGUUCUUUGCGCAUGGAAACACUACUGCCUUCUUUGGUAACCCCGGGCCAGCUGUUGCAAUCUGGAUCUGGUGCAGUCUCUUCAACUCAAUCUUUUCAAACCGCUCACAAGGAUGUGGAGGUGGUCCAAGUUUCAUCGUCAACCUCAUCAGAACCCACGGUGCCAAUCUCGGCCGAAUCUCAGCCCCCAAUAUUGCCAUUACCACCACCUGUACGGGCUGGUCAAAAGCCAAAUGGAGAUCAAUUCCAAAAUCGCCACGGUUAUACUUAUAGGGGGCGCGAAAGAGGGCGAGGAUCUGGGAGUUCCCGUCCAAUUACAAAAUUCACUGAAGAUUUUGAUUUCACGGCAAUGAAUGAGAAGUUCAAUAAGGAUGAGGUUUGGGGUCAUCUGGGUAAGAGUAACAAACCUCACCCAAAGGACAAAGAUGGAGAUGGAAACGCCAGUGAUGAAGAUUAUAUUGAGGAUGAAGAUGAUGUGGAGUUGUCGAAGGUUGAGAUCAAGCCCGUCUACAAUAAGGAUGACUUCUUUGAUACCAUCUCUUGCAAUGCUAUGAAUCAUGAACAGAAUGGAAGGACUAGAUACUCUGAGCAAAUAAAGAUAGAUACUGAGACUUUUGGCACUUUUUCAAGGUAUCGGGGUGGUCGAGGUGGCCGUGGUCCUGGGCGUGGUGGCCGUGGUCGUGGUGGUUACUAUGGAAGGGGUUACGGGGGUUAUGGGGGUUAUGGCGGUGGCUAUGUUGGAAGGGGCCGUGGCCGGGCCAUGCCCACUCGUGCUCCAUAGUUGCCACUUUGCCUCCUGAGAGUUAAUAUGGGUAAAACCCAAAGCCCGAACAGCAGCCCAUCAGAGCAACAAACAGAUUUAGGGCUAUGUUAAAGUUGUUUUCCUUAUUUAUGCCUGUCCAGAAAAUAAAUAGAAGUUAAUGCUGUUUCUGUAUCAAAUUGUCUUUAUCUAUUUCCCUGAUUUGGGACUCCUUUCAUUGACCAAAU